ACUGUCCAAAGAUGCACAAAACGCCGAUGACUGCUGUAUCCGAGCCUCAGAAGCGGAUUCGCAGAAGCGGUUCACUGACCUUACUCACUUCCAGUCUCUGCCUCCACCACUCCUCCGUCAGCCGGCUCGAGAAUCACUUGCUCUUCAUCUCCUCCCGCAGUACCUCUUCUCACAACCCCUUACCAUCUCAUCUAAGCGUUCUGCACGCUCGCGACAGGCCAAACCAUCAUUUUCAACAGCGAAAGAGCGUUCAUCAGCCCUCCAAAGAUACGAGAUACGCGCUGCUGCUGCCGCUCGAUCCGCACAGCAUGUCGGGCCUCGGCAUCUCUUUUGAUGCACCUGUGAUGGCACAGAGGUCGCACCAACAGCAUCACCGUGCCCCGACGCGACCUCAAUCUUCGUACGCUUCUCUCUCAUCGGCAGCAAGCAGCAGCGGCAGCGAUGCGGGCAUACCUCGUCGUCCGGCCAGCAGCGUGGAUCGUCGCGUACGCAUCGCCAGUGGUCUUCCCAACAUCAUGGGUGCUACCCCACAAUCCAGCCAGGCAAGUCCAGACUCUGCUCUCGACUCCGCAAGCUCAAUCUCGGUAUCCAGCACUCGCAGCAGCGGCUAUGGCUCCGCUCGUGGUGGUGGGCGCACCGAGAGGCUGAGUGCCGCCGUCGCGAAGCUUAAUGCAGAGCAGGAUCAAGAUGACGAUAUCUUGACACCAGCAUCCUCAUACACCUCUUCGGCACAAGGCGGUGCAAGCGAGGCAAGCUCAGCCAGAUGUAGCGCCGCUAGUCGAGCCCAAACCAUCCGCAAGCAAGCCAGUCAACCAAUACUCAGUCGCAGCAGCACCAUACGCUUUCCGCAAACGAUGCAGCUGAACGCUCAAACUCAAGCGAUGGGUCGCAGUCGCUCGCAGAUAUCUUUGAACUCAGCGUACUCUGGCGGAGCUGCACAGCUGGGACGCACCACGGAGAUCGGUCGUGGCAGCCAACGCGGACCACGAGUGCGUGCUCGAACUUUAGACUCGGCCAAGGGCGCAAAGGAACCGCGCAUGGUCCCUGACGGCUUUGGUGGAUGGGCGCCAGCCGAUCAGGCCGGCGAUCAAAUGAACAAAGCGAGCGCUGAAAGACCAGAGGCGAACGAGGUCCCCGCUUUUGACGGCCCAGCUCUACGCGCUGAUACGGCCCCGCAGCAGCCCGCAUUGAUGAUAUCGGACAACCUUGGCACCCAGAAUGUGCCGGGUGCUUUGCCGCGCGGGCCUCCGCAGCGUCCUGAGGGUCAUCAGAGACGACCCGCGACUGCUCAGGCCAGAUUUCGUGUCGGAAGCUUCUACGGCGUGAAUGGCGAGGUGACCGCUUCGCUUGACUCUGAAGGCAGGCUUGCUCGGCCAAGCCCACCAGCAUCGGAGACUCAACAAAGCUCGAUACACAGCCACAGACGUAGUCAGAGCAGCGGUCCUCGUGCCCAACACAUGUUCUCGCCGCCUGGCUCCACGUCGAAAGAAGCCAGCAACCUUCAUGGAGCUGAGAACGUUGUGCGCAUGCGAAGCCUGCGUGGCUUCAACGGUCUUGAGGGUGCGGAGCGAGGUCAGUCCAUGGUCAGUUUGGAUUCACUUCAUUCCAGCUAUCAAAUGGGCGAGCACAUCGUUCCCGGUCGGGUGAAGAGCUCCGAUCAAGAGAGUAUACUUAGCUCCGCUAGACCGUCUGAGAGCGAUGAAUUCUCCGGCUGCGCUUCGGGCACAGAAGUCGGUCCUGGUGACAGCAUCAGCAACGUCGGCGGAAAGUCUGUCGCUGGCGGGACACCGCAGGGUUCCCGUGCCGCCCAACAACGCAAAAGAGUCGCGACUGCUAGCGCUGCAUCGUCGCGUCCUCGAAGCCAAAGCAUGUCGGCAGCUGCUAGCAAUGUCUCUGGGCUGGAGCGACAUCCCACACUGCUGAGCCAGGCAGGCAACACGGCCCGACGCUCGCGGGACUUGAGCCGCCUUCUGGACCCGGCCGCCACCAAAGCUGGCAAGCCUGUACCUACCUCAGCCAUUUCGCUGGGCUCUUCGGUUGGAAGCGCUGCGGCCUCUUCUGAGGUAUCCAGCAACCCCUCUGAUCGACUCAGCGAUGUGCAAGCCGCUGCGCUAGCACCUGCAGUCCUCGAGCAGGGUCGCUCUGGAAAAGCUCGCGUGGAUGUGGACGUCGUGCUCGAGAGCGACUUGAUCGUCGAGGGUGGUAUGCUGCGCGGAAGACUAGAAAUCAAGCUGCGCAAACCGACAGACAAGAAGGCAGCAGCGCUAAUGCUUGCGCAGCCGAAAAUCCGCAUCGUUGGCUUUGAAGAGCUGCUCAAUGACGAUACCCGCCACAUCUUCUACCAUCACGCCACCGCCAUCGACGGUGAUCGAUCUGACGGCGGUCCUUCGGAGCCGUACGUGCUGCACGGCAGCCCCGACCUGUGCUCUCCACAAGCUGAAGGCAGAGCUGCGCUCCCAUGUUUCGCAUCUGCACCUGACUCAGAAGGCUACUAUAUCGGUGCAGAAGGCAACCACUCCAUUCCGUUCACGCUCGAGAUGCCAGUCGGAAAGGGCGCAAAAGGUGCUUUCCGUGGCAAGCACGCCGUUGUUCGCUACAUCGUAAUUGGCUCCGUCAAACUCAAGGAUGCUGAUGGUUCCAACAGGUCCAUUGCUCACUUCUACCGCCACGUCGAGUUGUUCCCCUACUUGAACCCUGCCGUGGUGCUCUCGUCUGCGUCCAAGCCAGUGCAGGCGCAUGCCAGCAAGAGUCUCUUCCUAGGCGGCUCUGGAAAGGUACACCUCACUGCUAGCUUGCACCGCUCCACCUGGGUAGCUGGUCAACGUGUCUACGUCAACAUCAAUAUCAACAACGACACGAGCAAGAGACUUAAGAGCAUCACGCUAGCUUUGGUCCGCACCGUCGUGCUGUUCCGCCCACGACCUGAGCUCAACCUGGGCAAAUCGGCACCGGAUGACCCACACGAAGCCUACGUCGAUCCGGAUGCUUGCAACACGUCCACCAGCAGAAAGAAGAUUAGCGAAGAAACGCUCGAGAUGGGUCAGAAGGGCACAAAGGGUUCCUUCACCGCAAAAGGCUGGUGGACCGGCGUCGAGGCCCACAAAGCUUUGGAAUUCUCCCACUACAUGCGAGUGCCUUCGGAUGCGCUCAGCAUUUCGCGAGGACGCCAUGUCGAGGUGACCUAUUCGGUCAAGGUUUCCGUCAGCAGCUCCUUGUCCGCUGAUGUUUCUGUGGAGCUUCCUUUGCGGGUUAUCAACUUCGUCUCUCUCGAUCCUCCUCCACUCAAAGCGCCGAAGUGGAAGAACGGGGCGAACUGCAACCUCGCUCGAUCGUGGAACUCUAGCGUCGGUCCGACCUCUCGAUCAUCGCCAGCUGCAGAUGGGCCGUUGAUCGAGCGGGUGCGCUCAGCCGAGGCGUUGCGAAGCCCUCAAAGAAUGGACUAUGCCCCUGCCUCCUCCCACUUGCCCCUACCGUCAGCACGAGCUGAGCAGCAAUAUCAGCAGCAGCAGCACUUGAAGCCACCCGAAGCAACGAGCGCCCGCCGCUUGCAACACCAGAAGUCUUUGGACUUCAUCAAUCAUGCCAUCAGAAGCGCCACUGCUCGACGCGGUGGCGCUGGAGGCAUUUCCCAGAGCAAUCUGCCGAUGGGCUUGGGCAUCGAUGUUCCAGAAGGCGCAAACUCCGAAGGAGAGGCGGACAACUCUAGCCCUCAAGACCGAUCGGGCGGCAGAGCCAGCUCUGGCUCAUCCGAGGAUGCCACCGAUCCAAGCUGUCUUCCAUUCGACGCUCAGCAGCAUCAACAGAUGCAGCAGAUGCAGCACAUGAUCAUGCAGCAGCAGAUACAAGCCAUGGGAUACGGCGUGCCGGUCCCAUUGCUGCAAGUCGCAUCUGUGCCGCUCGACGAUGUCGAUGAUGACUCGGAUGACGGACAAGGCUACGAAGAUGAGAGAGACCGUACGCUCAACCUCAAUGACGAAAGCGUCGAUGAAGUCCAGGAAGUGAUUGGCUCAGCUCAACUGAGCACUCACUCACCAGACUUUGUCUCUUCUUCGAACUACUAUGCUUCUUCACUCGCUGCUACGAGCGUCGACGAGGCGGAUCUGUCGGAUGAGUCUAUAGAUGCCGAGGCUGCCUCUACCGAGACCCCAAGAGAGGAUGACGAGUAUGACGAGGAAGAGGAACGGUUGCAAGCUCGCCUGACAAUCAUGCAGCAGCGCGAGGCAACGCGACUUCAGCAGGCCCAGCACGGCCAAGUGGCUAACGCAGCUGUCAUCUCUGAGUCGCAACAGCCCACCGACUCUCGCUGUGAAGAGGACGACGAUGCCCGUACGCCCGUCGCCCGAUCGCCCUCCAAGAUGGCACCUCUCAGGCACGAGGCUGCUCCAAGCUCACAGGUCCCUGCGGCUGAACUUCAACAGGAGCGCUCUCUUCCUCGCAAAGGCUCGAAUUUGACGCGUACUUCCAACGUGAAGACAGCCUCUCGACCUCCUUCGCCUAGCAAGUCAGCUCCAGCACCAACCAAGUCGGCUUUAAAAGGCAAGUCGAGUUUCACAUUCGCGACUGCGGACGCCCCACUCAAGUCAAAGCCCGCUACAGCCGGAUCCUCGUCUCUCACUGCUGGACCUGCGGCGCCUUUCAAGCUGCGUGCCAAAGUCGCGCCCUCGCAGAUGGCCGAGGCGAUCCAAGCUUCGCCUUCAAAUUCAAGUCUCGCCUCGCCAAGAAAGACCACUGAGUCUCGCCGCCAGGCUGUGCCAGCCUCGCCCACCAAGGCCAACCUUGCCAAGACCCUCAACAAGAACGAGCCCAACCAAGGCAAACGCCAGGUGUCGAAAGCUCGGAGAGAUUCUUGUGCAAGUAGCACUACCAGCUUCGACACGAGGUCUUCAUCACCGGCAUCGAGUGCAUCCGAAGCGCGAACGCCCGAAAGCGCUUGCGAAGAAUUGCCAUCAAGGAUCAUCGACGACGCCGGAACGGCAGCAGUUGGUGAUGAGACUUUGACAGCUCUGCGCACUCAUGUACCUCAAGCGAAGCAAGCCAUUACUACCCCGACGCGCACAAGCAGCGCCAUCCCCGAACACAGUCCUGCGAGGAGUGACCUGACGCCAUCACAAAGCGCCGACCGACUACACCGGUCAGAGAGCACAAUGAAGCUGAGAGGCAGCUCGAUCGUCGUACCGUCCGUUCGUGACAAGAUUGCCAUGCUCGAGCAACGCAAGACUGCUCUCCGCGAUUUCCGCGGCGAAAGCUGCUCUCCCAAUACGACUCCUACCAGAAACGCAGCAAAUUUGACGCCUGGAGGGACACCUGGCAGCGAAGGAAGAGUUGCGAGUGCGUCAGCAGCUCUAGCUGCUCGUACAGGUGGCUCUAGAGAGGGUGAAAUGGCAUCGUCGCCCAACAGCCACCGCAUACAACGCAAGGGCAGCAUGCUCAGUGUAGCAAGCAACGCCACUGAGGCAUCUUCUGCGUCCAAUGGCCUCCGACGCGCCCCUAGCGUCAUGUCAUUCCGUGCUCCUCUCUUCAAAACCGAAACUGCACCUCCCCUGCCUGGCAAUUAGCCAGAGCACUUAGAAUCACAAUUUCUCGUGCUCAUUUUGACUCUCACAGCGCCCAGCCGCAUAGGGCUGUAUACCCCUCUCGAUCACACCUUUCAGAUCAAAGUACAUCUUCUGGACAUUUGACUCCAUGAACAGCAUUGAAUUUCGAUGAAUUUACGCU
Messenger RNA from Ceraceosorus guamensis, 5715 nucleotides. RefSeq lists its product as hypothetical. Gene Ontology annotation, molecular function: G protein-coupled receptor binding. Bases 12 to 5555 code for a protein of 1847 amino acids. Gene Ontology annotation, cellular component: cytoplasm. Lineage: Eukaryota; Fungi; Basidiomycota; Exobasidiomycetes; Ceraceosorales; Ceraceosoraceae. Gene Ontology annotation, biological process: signal transduction; G protein-coupled receptor internalization. The record is from RefSeq and is a predicted model, not a curated record. The transcript is spliced from 3 exons.